This is a messenger RNA of Fundulus heteroclitus (mummichog), 2824 nucleotides long. RefSeq names its product histone deacetylase 9b (gene hdac9b). The coding region runs from base 489 to 2384 and encodes 631 amino acids. Lineage: Eukaryota; Metazoa; Chordata; Actinopteri; Cyprinodontiformes; Fundulidae. The record is from RefSeq and is a predicted model, not a curated record. Gene Ontology annotation, cellular component: histone deacetylase complex. Gene Ontology annotation, biological process: chromatin organization. The transcript is spliced from 11 exons. Gene Ontology annotation, molecular function: histone deacetylase activity.
AAAUGAAGCUCUAUCUCCCUCCCCGGCUCGCAUUUGCUGCCUCGGCGAGGUGCUCAGAGCGCACAGCUUUCCGCGCAACUCGGCUCCCACUCCAUUCUCCUCUCCGCCCGAACAACAUAGCCGGGGAGAGCGGGGAAGAAAACACAGACGGGGGGGCCUAGGCAGAUAAAAAAAAAAGAGAGAAAAGAAGAAGCAGGACCUGCUGCCAUCUUCCUCCAAACGCUGUGUUGGUGUUUGGACCAGACUUGAAGCAGGACUCCCGGGAGAGUAGCAGCUCUGCCGAGUGUAGUUUUUGUGUGUAGUGCGUGUGUGAGUGUGCGUUAGGGCUCUACAGUCAGAGUAGUUCCUCGGAGGAGGAGGCAGAGGAAAGGAGAGAGUCGCCCAUCGUCGUGGUCCCCCUCCUCCCUCCUCCCUGCGAGCGGCUGAGGGGUGGCUCUCGGUGACAGGAAACGCAAGGCUGGCGAUGAGACCCGAGCGCUGAGUGGAGUAUGCUGCAGACGAUUUACGAGGGCGAGUCAAGUUUCUCCACAACAGAGGGGCGCGUCGGACACCAGCAGCUCCCCAACCAGAGCAAGAUGCACAACAUGAACAACUCAGUGGACAUUAAGCCAGACGUGCCAUUGGCGGUGGAGCCCCUGUCCCCUUUGGACCUGCGCACGGACCUGAGGAUGCUGGGGCCAGGCUCGGACCCCGGACUGUGGGAGAGGCAGCUCCAGCAGGAGCUGCUCCUCAUCCAGAAACAGCAGCAGAUCCAGAAGCAGUUACUGAUCAGCGAGUUCCAGAAGCAGCACGAGAAGCUGACCCGUCAGCACCAGGCUCAGCUCCAGGAGCAUCUCAAGCUCCAGCAUGAGCUCCAGGCCAUGAAGCAGCAGCAGGAACUCGCCGAGAAGGAGCGCCGUCUGGAGCAGCAGCAGCAGCAGCAGCAGCAGCAGCAGCAACAACAGAACCAGCAGGAAAAAGAGCAGGAGCGGCAUCGACGAGAGCAGCACGUCUCCAGCCUGGGCCUCAGGGGCAAGGAGCGCUCCCGAGAGAGUCUCACAGGUGCAGUGGCCAGCACAGAGGUGAAGCAGAAACUCCAAGAGUUUCUGUUGAACAAGUCUGCAAAGGAUCCAGUCGCCAACGGAGCCAACCACUCGUUUAUCCAACACCCCAAACUCUGGUACACGUCCUCUCACCACGCAUCACUGGACCAAAGCUCUCCACCACUGGGCGGCACAUCCCCCACCUGCCAGUACACCCUGCCGUCGCCUGUAGAGAGCAAGGACGACUUCCCCUUGAGAAAGACAGCAUCUGAGCCGAACCUGAAGGUACGAUCCAGACUGAAGCAGAAGGUGGCGGAGAGGAGAAGCAGCCCGAUGCUGAAGAGAAGAGACGGAAACAUCAUUACUCCUUACAAGAAGAGGGCUUUAGAGCUUAUGGAUUCAGCGCCAACUAACAGCGCCCCUGGGUCUGGCCCCAGCUCUCCCAUAGGGGCCUCCAGUGCCUUGGGCGCUGAAAACGGACCCUCCUCUCUGCCUACGACAACAAAAACUGAGAGGUGGCCUUCCCAGCCAAGAUUGUUUCGACCCGAGGGCUCCGUGUCCAUGCUGAGCUUGUACACAUCUCCGUCCUUACCCAACAUCUCCUUGGGGCUCUCCGCCGCAUCCGCACCAAUUAGCGCUGCCAUGGGGUUAAAAGACAGAUCGACGGAAAUCAAACAUGGGUUACCUGGGCACCUGCUGGGCCCUGUGCCAUUUCAGACGGCCCUGGAGUCAAAGGUCAGCCCCAGUCACCAGGCUCUGCUCCAACACCUCCUCCAGAAGGAGCAAAUCAGGCAGCAGAAGAUCAUCUCGUCAGGCUCCAUGUCCUCCCAAACCCAGUCCCCAUUGGCCAUGAAGGAUCGGCCCCCCAGCAGUCGCCCUAAACUACCGAAACACAGACCCCUGAACAGAACCCAGUCGGCGCCUCUGCCUCAGAACACACUGGCCCAACUCGUCAUCCAGCAGCAGCACCAGCAUUUCCUGGAGAAACAGAAACAGUACCAGCAGCAGGUCCACAUAAAUAAGCUGUUGUCCAAGUCCAUCGAGCAGUUACGUCAGCCCAGCGCACACCUGCAGGAAUCAGAGGAGGAGCAGGAGGAGCUGCAGCCCAGAGAGGAGUCAGAGAGCAUGCAGGAGGACAGGCUGCCCCCUGGAGGCGUCAUCCGGAAGCACACGCUGAGCAGCAGCAGCAGCAGCGGCAGCUCCAGCAGCGAGCUCCCAGACGCUCACUGCGGGGUCAUCAAGGUCAAAGAGGAGCCGGCCGACAGCGAGGACGAGGCUCUGACCAAUCGGCGCCUGGAGUCCGAACAGAGCAUCUAUCUCCACCAGGUCAAAGGGAGACUGGUGAUAAGAGCCAUGAUCUGAGGGGAAGGGGAUGAGAUCACCCCCCGCUCGCAACGAUCACAAGCGUCUACACACACACACACACGGCAUGCACACACGUCAGACGUUGCACGGUAGACCAGCUCUGUCUCAACACGCGACCUCCUCUCACUCGGCCGCGGGCCGCACUCACGCUAUACUGUUAAGACUCUCUGUUUGUGGUCUUCGUGUCGUGAUCUCUGUAAAAUAUGUACGUUUUCUCGGUUGUAAAUAUGAAGACGAUUUAGAUCUUUCUUUCUAAGAGCCGCUUCGCUCACCAGGAGUCUGCUGAACUGACAAAACUUGUAUGUACAUACACUGUGGAUUUUAGCGUCAAAAAGAGGAUUUGUAGAGGAAAGCAUUAACAGGUGUACAGCUUCAACGAGCCUCCGUAUGUUCCCGUCCUGUACAUUUUUUUUCCCCCAUAAAAUAUUCAAAUAUUA